Lontra canadensis (Northern American river otter) is the source of this 2258-nucleotide messenger RNA. RefSeq names its product uracil phosphoribosyltransferase homolog (gene UPRT). The transcript has 7 exons. The record is from RefSeq and is a predicted model, not a curated record. Bases 111 to 1031 code for a protein of 306 amino acids. NCBI's taxonomy places the organism in Eukaryota, Metazoa, Chordata, Mammalia, Carnivora, Mustelidae.
UUUGGAAACGUCCGGGACGAACAGGCGAGCGGAUGAGCAUCGGCCUCUUCUCCUCGCUCUCCUUUAGCCUUAGGGGUCAGUAGCUGCAGGGAAAGCCCGGGGCCUGGUGUAUGGCUAAGGACUUACGGUGUUCGGACUCCACGCCUCGUCACAACCAGAAAGCAAACUCUGUCUCUACCCCGAGCUCUGAGCCGCUGCGACCCGGCGACCUGAUGUCAGACCAACCCGGGGGAAACAGCGCCUCCAAGACCAUGCCGACUCUCCUCGCAGGGUGUGCUCAUUCCAGCAUACCAACUGAGCUGGAUCGUCCGGCCUGCGACGAGGCCAGCCUCAACUCAGAGAGCAGCGGUGGUAGUGGCAACUGUGACGCACCAACCAGCGAAUCCCUCCUUGGGGACCGCGAAUUCUCCCAGCAGAUCGGGUCGCAGCUUAAACUGCUGCCUAUGAAUGAUCAGAUCCGGGAGCUGCAGACCAUCAUCCGGGACAAGACAGCCAGUAGAGGGGACUUCAUGUUUUCUGCGGAUCGUCUGAUCAGACUGGUUGUGGAAGAGGGAUUGAAUCAGCUGCCAUAUAAAGAAUGCAUGGUGACCACUCCAACAGGGUACAAGUAUGAAGGAGUGAAAUUUGAGAAGGGAAAUUGUGGGGUCAGCAUAAUGAGAAGCGGUGAGGCAAUGGAACAAGGUUUACGAGACUGUUGUCGAUCCAUACGAAUUGGAAAGAUCCUGAUUCAGAGUGAUGAAGAGACACAAAGAGCCAAAGUGUAUUAUGCCAAGUUCCCCCCAGACAUUUACCGGAGAAAAGUCCUUCUGAUGUAUCCAAUUCUCAGCACUGGAAAUACUGUAAUUGAAGCAGUAAAGGUUCUUAUAGAACAUGGAGUUCAACCCAGUGUUAUCAUCCUACUCAGUCUGUUCUCUACUCCUCAUGGUGCCAAAUCAAUCAUUCAGGAGUUUCCAGAGAUCACAAUUUUAACUACUGAAGUUCAUCCUGUCGCACCAACACAUUUUGGACAGAAAUACUUUGGGACAGACUGAGUUGCCAAAGGAAAAUUAAUUACCUUGUGUAAUAUUACAGUUAAUGUUUUGAGUUUCUACUUGUUUACUAAUUCACUUGAGGAAUGGCAGAGAAAAUUGUGUUUUGUAAUUUUUGGAAGAGAGUAUAAUAAAAAGGAAAUAUUUGAGGUUUAUUUAAUUUAUUUGAUUAUUUCUUAACUGUUGGCACUAAAUUCAACAGGGAAGCACACACAACUCUUAGAAAAUAUUUUAAUAAUCCUCUUAUGCAAGUUGAUGAUCCCUCAGUGCAUUGAAACUGUUACCUAAUAUUUUUUUUUAAGUAGGCUCCACACCCAGCAUGGAGCCUAGUGUGGGGCUUGACCUCACGACCCAGAAAUCAAGACCUGUGCUGCGAUCAAGAGUUGGAUGCUUAACUGACUGAGGCACCCAGGUACCCCAAACUGUUUCCUGAUUUUUGAACCUUACAGUUUGGGUGUUGUUUGCUGCCACAAAUAAAACCCAAAUGCGAGUCUGGUCUUUGGCCUGCUAUAGUUUGCAUUUUGUUUAGUUUGCUUUCAUUUUUAGGGAGAGUUUGUGUAUAUGGCUGUCAUCACCUUCUUCUACUCUUUACUUCCCAGUACCAUAUGUGCUGGUAACUUGGAGAGGGCGAAGGAAGAAUGCCUCCUGAAAUUUUACAUUUCUGUUAAUAUCCUCACUCAAUUAGCAGACCCAGGGUAUAUGGUUAGCUCUUUAGUCAAGCUAUUAUGUUCUUCACGGCUCACUUCCCAUCGUGUACAUUGUUGGUAGGUGCCUUGCCAAGUAUAAUUCAGUGAAGAAGAUGGUGAGCAUUUCCAACCACAGAACUGUAACAUUAAUUUACACAGAUGGAUUGAACCAGGUCUGUCUGGAUGCUGAUGGGAUGAGUACUGUUAAUGCCAUCAAUGCCCUGGAAAGGAAUUUGUGGUGGUCUUUCUGAGGUAUGGGGGAAAGAACAGUUUCUUGCUAAGUUUCAUGGUGAAUCAGUAUAUUAAAUUGCUGCAUUUUUAAUUUGCGUAUUUCAUUCAGUUUGGAAAUGAGUUCUUUCACAUACUUGUCACCUGUAGAUGUAUGAAAGUUAAAAAUACCAUGAUAUUUUUUAAUUCCUUAAGAUUUGUAUGUGUUCUUAUUUAGGCCUCUGAAGAUAAACCGCUGUAGAAAUCAGUGUGUUCUGAAACUUGCUUGUAAAAUCCUGAUCUCAUUUUGCAUUGAUAUUAAACAUUUUUAACAGUG